AAUUUCACCAAAAGCGAGUCAGUGAUACACUCACAAGUCACAAAACACAAAUGCUCUGUUUCUGUUUACAGUCACCUCAUUCCUUUCACUUCCUGCUUUCCUCCUUCAGACCCCCCUAGUCUUCUUCUUCCUCCCUUCUCUUUCUUCUUUCAGCUCUUUUCUAAACCUGUCACAUGCAACCACCAUUUCCACACCACCUUCAUCUCUCACUCCUCCAAUUCCAAUCAAAACUCAUGCAUCAUAAGCAAUAAGAAUAACAACAACAACAACCCCACUAGAUUUUUCAGCUGGGUUUGAUCACCUGCUUGCUCUUAUUUUGUUUUCAGCAAGCAUUUAAAGCAGUUUUGUCAGUUCUUGAUCUCCUGUCCACCUAUCAACCAUUUCUUCUCAAAACCCAUCAAUGGAUUGGAGCUCAGUUUGGGUCAUCAACUUCCCCAAUUCACUCUGCUGAAACCCAAAUCAAUUUGUCAAAUCUUGAGCUACCCAGAAUCACCAACUUCACAAAUUCCUCACCUUUUUGAAUUCUGACAGAUUUUCCUGGCCAUGAAGCUUCAAUGGGCACCUUUAGCAAUCCUACUAAGCCUUCUUUUUCUUCAGUUUACCUCAGCAGAGCCAACACCCAUGAAUUGUACGGACACGACUCGUCUCUGCACAUCGUUCCUGGCCUUCAAGCCCGAACCCAAUCAGACCCUGCCGGUGAUUCAGUCCAUGUUCGACGUGUUACCGGAAGACGUCACCGUCGGCGACCGUGGCUACGUCUUCAUCAAAAAGAACUGUUCUUGCGCUUCUGGGGUCAACGAGUAUUUGACCAACACGACGUUUACGGUGAGAUCGAGUGAAGGGUAUGUGUCUGACGUGGUGAAUGAGGCCUAUGGUGGCCUGACUUUCCUGCCCAACUCGACGAGGCGGGCCAGAAACGGCGCCGUUGUGUGGCUGAGGCUGCUGUGCGGGUGUUCGAGUGGGCUGUGGAACUAUUUGAUGAGCUAUGUGAUGGGGGAGGGGGAUAGCAUUGAGUCUUUGGCGAGUCGGUUCGGGGUUAGUAUGGAUAGUAUUGAGAAAGUUAAUGGGAUUGUUGAUCCUGAUAAUGUCACUGUUGGUGCUCUGUAUUAUAUACCUUUGAAUUCAGUUCCUGGUGAUCCUUAUCCUUUGGAGACUAUUUCUCCUGCUCCUUCUCCUGCUCCUGCUCCACCCGUUGACAAUUUGUCAGCAAAUCAUGUGAAUCAUAAGGCGCAUUUGCCCUAUUUAUGGAUCGUAGGAAGUCUGGGGUUAGUUCUUGUUGUGAUAGUAAUAGGUAUAGUUCUAUAUGUUUGCCUGAGGUCAUCAAACUGCUGCGGUGAAGCACAAAGAAGUCACUCAAAAGAUCCUGAUCGUAAGAUUAGGUUUCACAUUCUUCGGAGCCCCAGUUUCUUUUGUGGUUCAGGAAGGUUCACCUGUUGUACGUCUGCUGAUUGGAAGCAAACCAAUGGGGAUUCUAGCAACCAGCAGAUAACUAUUCCCAAAGCUCUUGGCAGUCAUGUACUUGACAUGGAAAAACCGGUGGUUUUUACAUAUGAAGAAAUCUUUUCCUCAACAGAUGGAUUCUCUGAUUCACGUCUUCUGGGAAAUGGAACUUAUGGUUCUGUGUAUUAUGGCUUACUUCAUGAGCAGGAAGUUGCUAUUAAAAGAAUGACUGUUACAAAAACCAAAGAAUUUCUAGCAGAAGUAAAAGUUCUAUGCAGGGUUCAUCAUUCUAAUCUGGUAGAAUUGAUUGGUUAUGCAGCAACUGAAGAUGAGCUCUUCUUAAUAUAUGAGUACGCCCAAAAAGGUUCACUUAAAAGCCAUUUGCAUGAUCCUCAGAACAAGGGUCAAACGUCACUUUCCUGGAUCAUGAGGCUCCAGAUUGCUCUUGAUGCUGCUAGAGGUCUUGAGUACAUCCAUGAGCACACUAAAGCUCAUUAUGUCCACCGGGAUAUCAAGACAAGCAACAUCUUGCUUGAUGGUGCCUUCAGGGGAAAGAUUUCAGAUUUUGGAUUGGCAAAACUUGUUGGUAAAACAGGUGAAGGAGAAGCUACGGUAACCAAAGUUGUUGGUACAUAUGGUUAUCUGGCUCCAGAAUACUUGAGCGAUGGGCGUGCUACUACAAAAAGUGAUAUUUAUGCUUUUGGAGUUGUUCUCUUCGAGAUUUUAUCAGGGAAGGAGGCUGUUAUACGAACUGAAGGCACAGUUACAAAAAAUCCUGAAAGACGCUCACUGGUAUCCAUUAUGCAAGCAGCUCUUAAAAGCGCACCUGACUCCAUGAGUAUGUCAAGCUUGAAAGAUUACAUUGAUCCAAAUCUGAUGGACUUGUAUCCCCAUGAUUGUCUACUCAAGGUGGCCAUGAUCGCUAAGCAAUGUGUAGAUGAAGAUCCCAUCCUACGGCCUGACAUGAAACAAAUUGUUAUUUCCCUGUCACAAAUCCUCCUAUCCUCGGUCGAGUGGGAAGCUACUCUUGCGGGGAACAGCCAGGUAUUCAGUGGCCUUGUUCAGGGAAGGUAGUGAAACAGAGACUUCCUGUUUAUACCCAAGUCAUUCAUAUUCUUUUGCCCCUCUUUUAUCUGUAGUGUGCUUUGUAUUUAUAAUAUAGCACAUAUAGUGGGAAGAUCGUGGUAUUUAUAUGCAAGUUUUGAGUUUGUUCCUCUCGUCUCCCUUUCUAGAUGUUUUAUUUUUUGUAGUGUCAUUUGUGAGAAAAUUUUGAUUUGAUGUAAACUGUGAUGGAGGAGUCAAGGAAGGGUUGUUUUCUUGUAAUACAAAGUUAGCAUUCAGUUUAUCAAUGUUUUUCAGUAUA
This is a messenger RNA of Rosa chinensis, 2803 nucleotides long. Its product is annotated as lysM domain receptor-like kinase 3. Gene Ontology annotation, biological process: innate immune response; protein phosphorylation. Gene Ontology annotation, molecular function: transmembrane receptor protein kinase activity; ATP binding. The transcript is spliced from 11 exons. Lineage: Eukaryota; Viridiplantae; Streptophyta; Magnoliopsida; Rosales; Rosaceae. The record is from RefSeq and is a predicted model, not a curated record. The coding region runs from base 544 to 2514 and encodes 656 amino acids.